This is a messenger RNA of Symbiodinium natans, 1602 nucleotides long. The record is from the annotation of a GenBank genome assembly. Lineage: Eukaryota; Dinophyceae; Suessiales; Symbiodiniaceae.
AUGUGGACCGUGCACGCACGGGAGUGGCGCAGGAAAACUUGGAGUCUUGUGGCCCUCUUGCUGCUGGCAGUUGGCGCCCACGGCUCGACUCCAGAUGGCACAGUGCACGACCUGGGCAGCAGCAACUUCUCGGCUGCCAUCACGCGGUCUGGCAGCCUGAGUUUCGUGGAGUUCUACGCUCCCUGGUGCGGACAUUGCAAAAAGCUCGUCCCGGAAUGGGAAAGGACCGCGGAGCUCUGCCAGGAUGAUGGGAUCCUGGUUGCCAAGGUAGAUUCCAUUGCCGAGAAGGCCCUGGCCCAGCAGCACGAGGUGCAGUCGUUCCCAACUCUGAGAUUGUUCAGAGGCAGCCCGAAGGUGUCCGUCAAGUACGAAGGUCCGCGCACGGCUGCCAAAAUGGCAGAGUGGGCGAAGGGAAAACAGAACGAACAGCUGGUCCAGCGCUUGCCUGUAUCCGCCGAUGAGAUCGCCUCCUGGUCCUCCCAGAAGCCCGUGGCGGUGCUCGGGCUGCUGGAGGGCGUGGUUGAGAGCAGCGUUUUGCUUCAAGUGUUGGAGGACGCCUCUUUCGCCUUGAACCCCUCGAAUGCUGCAGGUGAGGUUCCGGUCGGCAUCGUGGAGUCGGCGAGCCCUGCGCUUCUGAAGAGUCUAGGUUCUGGGGACAAGAAGCUGCCUUGCGUUGCUCUUCUGCGCAGCUUCGACUUCGAAGAGAAGGUGCUAGUCUUCACACCGCAGAGCAGCUGGCCCAACAGUUUCGAGUCCUUGAUGGCCUGGAUUGCUUCAAAGCGGGUGCCCGCUUUGAUUCCAGGAUCGGAGCAAACGGAGAAGUUUUUCCUACAGGACAUCGAUCCUGGGAAUGGCUUGGUUCUUUACUUCGGCGAAGACGAGAAGCUCCGCCGCGAUCUGCAUGAACUAGCAGUGUCCUUCCGCAAAGACCAGAAGCUCAAGUGGGUGCACCUCAAGAAAGGCCAGUUCAGCGAGAGUUUGGGCAAGAAUGUUGGCUUGACCCCCGCGGAUUUUCCAGAGGUGGCGAUUUGGGAGUUUGGUGAGUCGGAGGACGCUGACAAGGUGUAUCGGCUGUCUCAGCAAUCCUCCCACACGGCCUUGACGCGCGAUGCGGUGCAGGCCUUUGUCGAGAACUGGCAGCAGGGACAGCUCUCAGCGGAAAAGGAUCCCGUGGUCUCGGUCACGAGCGACACCUUUGACAGCUUGGUCAUCAAUAAUGACAAGGAUGUCUUGGUCGAGUUCUACGCACCUUGGUGUGGCCACUGCAAGGCGUUAGCUCCAGAGUACAAGCUGGUGGCCCAACACUACGCACAAGACGAUGGCGUGGCGAUCGUGAAGAUGGAUGCGACGCAGUACAAGCAUAGCUCCGCGGACAUCAAGAGCUAUCCCACGCUCAAGCUCUAUGCCAAGGGGAAGAAGCACUCUCCCAUCGAUGGAGAGUUCAAGUCCACACGGACCAAGGAUGGAAUUCUAGCCUUCAUUGAGCAGCACCGUGCCACAAAGAAGAAAGGGGGCAAGGGAGGAAAGAACAAAGAGGCAGAAGAGGAGGAGCAGCUGGAUACUAAGCUCUGCCAGCUCUGCCACAGCGCUGCAACAGUCUGA